AUGUUAACAAUCGGAACUUUUUUAAGUCUGGAAUCUAUUCAACCUGUUCCUAUCUAUCUCACAACUUUCUUUCUUUCUUUCUUUCUUUAUUUCUUUCUUUCUUUCUGUUUUUGUCUGUACAUGUCUAUCUAUCCAUCUAUCUAUCUAUCAGUCUGUUCAUAUCUAUCUCAAUCUUCUGUUCAUAUCUAUCUAUCUAUCGAUCUAUCUCAGUCUGUUCGUUAUCUAUCUAUCUAUCUAUCUAUCUAUCUAUCUAUCUAUCCCAGUCUGUUUAUAUCUAUCUAUCUAUCUAUCUAUCUAUCUAUCUAUCUAUCUAUCUAUCUAUCCCUCCCAGUCUGUUCAUAUCUAUCUAUCUAUCUAUCUAUCUAUCUAUCUAUCUAUCUAUCUAUCUAUCUAUCUCAGUCUGUUCAUAUCUAUCUAUCUAUCUAUCUAUCUAUCUAUCUAUCUAUCUAUCUAUCUAUCUCAGUCUGUUCAUUAUCUAUCUAUCUAUCUAUCUAUCUAUCUAUCUAUCUAUCUAUCUAUCCCAGUCUGUUCAUAUCUAUCUAUCUAUCUAUCUAUCUAUCUAUCUAUCUAGCUCUCACUGUUCUUCCUUUCUAUCUUUCAUUCUGUCCAUAUCUAUCUAUCUAUCUAUUUAUCUAUCUCACAGUGUCCUUUCGUUCUUUCUCUUUCAGUCUGUUCAUAUCUAUUUAUCUAUCUCACACUGUCCGAUCUAUCUAUCUAUCUAUCUAUCUAUCUAUCUAUCUAUCUCAAACUGUUCAUAUCUUUCUCUCUAUCUAUCCAUUUAUCUAUCUCAAACUGUUCAUAUCUCUCUCGCUCUCUCUCUCUCUCUAG
Molecule: messenger RNA, 828 nt
Organism: Acanthosepion pharaonis
Lineage: Eukaryota; Metazoa; Mollusca; Cephalopoda; Sepiida; Sepiidae
Source: the annotation of a GenBank genome assembly